Physella acuta is the source of this 3373-nucleotide messenger RNA. RefSeq names its product coiled-coil domain-containing protein 28B. NCBI's taxonomy places the organism in Eukaryota, Metazoa, Mollusca, Gastropoda, Physidae. The record is from RefSeq and is a predicted model, not a curated record.
GUUAUAUUAACAAUCUUGAUCUUAGAAUUUAAAUUUUAUAUUAUUACUCCGGGUUAGUGGUCGUGGUCAUAUUAUUUAACACAAAACUAUGACAGUCUGGACUUUCCCCUAUCCCACGUCUUAAGUACAAAUUCCAACAACUGUUUAAUAUGUAGCCAGAUAUUUGAAAAGAGGAUUAUUUCUUUUAUAGGAGAAGGAUUUAAAAAUGAAAGUUAAAACAUUUAUCAACACGAUUUAAAUUAAAAAAAAAAAAAGUUAUUAGUGUUAGUUGAAUUAUUACAUUAAUAACUAACUAAAAAGAUGGAAGCAGAUCGCAGAGCAGAUAACUCUGGUACUACCAUUACUAACCAGACCAGGAGAAAAAGUUCACAGAAAGAAAAAAUUCAGCAGGGCAGGAAAGCUUCAGUUAAUCGUCCAGUCAAAGAGCACACUUUCUUGACAGACGUAGCAGACGUGAGAACUAUGGAACAUGGUCUUUUGCAACUUUUGAAUGACUUUCACUCAGGAAAACUCCAAGCAUUUGGUAAUACUGCUACCUUUAACAAGAUGGACGCCAUACGAGUCCAGCAAGAGCAGCUAGCCAAGACACAUUUUGAAAUGGAUCUGAUCCCAAGGUCGGCAACUAACAGACUAAGCACAGAGGAGUCACGCAAAGAAAACAAUGAAAAAAUGGAGGAGUUGGUUGCUCAACUACACAAGUUAAGUGUUUCAGUACAAACUCUUCAGACAGAUAGGAAAAAUGAAUUUCAAGAAGAGUAAUUUAUCAUGCUUUUCCAAUUACAAGGAUUCCUUUUUAAAAAUUUAAAUGUUGUCAAUAAUCUAUUUUAAAAAUUCUGAUUAUAGAUCUGUAUUUUAUAAUAUCAUUUAGCUUUAUUUUUUUAUUUGAAUUUUAUUUGCAUGUCCUGGUUUAAAAAAUUAUAAAGUUUGUAUUUACUAAUUAAACAUUUUUAAAAAAUAAGAAUUAUCUAUCAUAUAAAAAAUGUAGAAUAAUUUAAUCAGUAGGAAGGGUAUUUAUGAAACUUCUAAUGAUAUCCUGUCAUUGGAGUGAAUGAAAUUAAAAUAUUCCAGAUCAAAGGUUGUGGGGUUUUUUUGUACUCAAAUACAUAGGCCAGCAGUUUGAUUUAUAGGUGCAUUUUAUUUAAAUAAUUUGUACAGGUUUUUAUUUUAUUUUAAUAAGGACUAAUAUAAAAAAUUAACACAAUUUAUCCAAUUUAUUUUACUUGACAUAAUCGUUGUAAAAAUAUUUAUUAGUAAAUAUUUCUAGUCUUUCUUUCUCUGCUACUGUCUCUUUAAUAAACAAUGAAAUUUUGGCUUAAGAUCUGUACCUCUGGUAAGGUUUUAAGGUAAAUUAUCUAAAAAGCCUGAAAAUAAUAAAAUACUUAUUAAAAACUUUUUAUUCAAUAUUUGAACAUAAAUAUUUAAGUUUUAUCUCAUGUGAUUAAAUGAAGCAGUUAUAAGUUUUACUAUUUUUUAAGUUAAAAAAUAAAUGUGUUACUGAUAAUCCUUAUUAUAAUAAAACACAAUCCUAUCUUCAAUAUUGUGAUAGAAAACAAUUUUUAUUUUUUCAUCCCCCUCCCCCAUGUAACAAUAAAUAAUAAAUACCAUGCAAAUAAUACUAAUAAUUCUAUUAUAACAAGCACAUAUUUUCAUGUGUGUGUUUUAAAAAGAAAAUCCUAGAUUUUCUUGUCUUAUGUGUGUAUCUGAUUCUGUGCGCUUUAGGUUUAACCGUAUGUGCUCCUUGUCCUGUGUGUGUGCUAGAACUAGGUUUAAACCUUGUUUUGCCUGGUCCUGUGUUAGGUUUAAACCUUGGUUUACUAGGUCUUGUGUGAGCUAGGUUUAAACCUAGGUGCUCCUGACACUGUAUGUGUGCUAGGUUUAAACCUUGGUGUGCCAUUGUAUUGACACCAUUGUGUUUGUGUGUGUGCUAGGUUUAAUCCUUGGUGUGCCUUUGUGUUGACACCAUUGUGUUUGUGUGUGCUAAUUCUCACCACUGUUCCUGUGUUUCACAUGACCAACUUUUAAGUAUUAAAAAAUGUACCUGUAUUGGGAAAGGCUGGGACUUUCCCCUUGUAUACACCUCUGAUUGUACAUUUGUAAUUGCAAGUUUUAUAAUUUUUACUUUGGUUUUAUUUCCACUCGUGGUACUUCCCUUGUUAAUUACAUCUAGCUUUUAAUGCAAUGAUUGAAAUGAAACUUAAAAUGCACUUAAAAAGCUUUUUUUAGCCACAUUUUACUGCUUUUACACAUGAAAAUAAAUCACUAUUUUUUAUAGUGGAAUUUUUAAUGUCCAAUUUAUUUGUUUAAUGUUACUGUAGUUGUUUAUGUUAUGGUGCUAGUAUUUUAUUUAAUCCUUUUAAAUUUUUGUUUUUAUUCCCGUUUAUCCAGCAAGCAAUUUUAUUUGCUGGAAGUUUUUAUUUUCAGCAUUCUAUUAUUUCAGUAUUUUAUGUUAAUCCUUUUAAAAAUUAAAAAAAAAAAAAAUAUAAAAUAUAAACUAAACUGACCAUUUUCAAAUGUUUACAAUUUUUAUUUUAAAACAAUUUGUAAAUGUAAGUUUUCUCAUACUUUAUAUAUUAAAAAAAUCUUCAAAAUGUAGAUAGUUUUAGUUUGGCCUAAGUUUUUGAGCAGCAUAUUGCCCCUAGUAAUCCUCAUCACUAUUUAACAAUCCUCUCAUUGUACAUCUGAGUCCAGUUUUAACAAUCCUUUCAUUGUACAUCUGAGUCCAGUUUUAACAAUCCUUUCAGUGUACAUCGGAGUCAAGUUUGAACACAUUGAAUAUACUCUGGCAGCUGAUACAAAAUUGUGUCUGUUACAUGGAUUUAGUUUAGUCAACACCUAGAAAUUUUAUUCGUGUUUCAAGCUCUAGUCUUGCUUUUGCUGAUGGCUUUACAACAAAUAGUAACAAGUCUUCUGUUAUAUUUAUUUUCAGUUUAAUAUUCUACAAAAUUCUUACAAUUAAAAUGUGUUGUUGAUGUAAACUAAAAAUUGUCAUAGCUUUAAAAUUUCGUCAGCAAUUUAUGCUCACACUUAGUUCAUUCCACCUGUAUGUACACUUUUGCCAUCCAUGUAUUUUAGCUGUACUAUUUAUUUUAGCUGUUUUAUGAGUCUGUAUUUUAAUAAAAAACGUUCUGUGAAUUUUGUGGACAGUGUUGUCUAUCAAGUGACAAUGAACUCUUAACACACCAUUACAUAGAUGUUAUGGCUACAUUCUAUUAUCAGCAUAAUUUUUCCAUUUGUUAUAUUUAUAAUUGUUGUUCCUCAAAUUCUUGUAAUGAAAAAAUCCACUUUAAUGAUCUAACAAAACAAGUGUAUUGUAUAGUUAUUUUUGUACAAUUUGUGGAUUAGAAUAAAGUAUGUAAUGAUUUUACUUUUACUU